AGCGGAACUUUUAGUUUCGGUAUAAGAAUAUAUAUUGUGGCAACAAGCAGACCAUGGCAAACAUUAACCAUGCUGUGUCUCCUUAUCAUUGUAUGCUUCAUGAAUGGAGCUUAUUCUUCAGAUAUUACUGCACGAGGAGAUACAUCAGUUGUAUUCGGUGAAGAAGCCUCGCUUUCCUGCGCGCUAUCGAAUCCGUCUGGAGUCAAACAGGUGACUUGGCAGAGGGCGCGCUCCGACGACCGCGCGGAGACUUUGGCUACAUUCAGCGAGGUUUACAAGCAUCAUGUUGAGGAUCAGUACGUCGGAAAAGUGACUUUGACGACGGCGUCAUAUAAUUCAACGUCUAUUGUGAUCAAAAACGUGACAUUUGAGGACGAGGCUUGCUACAUUUGUUCUUUCCAAGCGUAUCCAGUCGGCGCCAAAUGGAAAACAUUGUGUCUAACUGUUAAAGGUAUAUCAGAAAUAACAGCAAACAUAAAUCCUGCAUCCAGUUCUGAUUCAGAAGUUUCAGUCACGUGUUCGGCCACUGGUAAACCCACACCGAUACUCCAGUGGAAAUCCACAGAGAAACACCAGAACCUCAAACUUUCUGGAUCAAAUACUUCAGUAAAUGUCAACAAUGAUGGUUCAAACACUACUACAAGUAUCCUAAAACUUACAUCGUCACAAUAUCAUGGGAAGUAUGUGGAAUGUGUGGCUCUUAGUGGCAACAUAGAGGAAAAGUACCAAAUCUACUUGAAGGGAGAAAAUGAUGAAGAAAACAUUACAUCAAGAUCCUAUAUCAUUACAGUUAUCAUCGUCGUUUUCAUGCUUAUUAUUAUUUUGGUCAUCAUCUGUCUUUACAAGCUGCUAAAAGGUGCCAAUGUAAUGAAGAAAUUUACUUCUGCAGAAUCACUUCGUGGUGAAGUUGUAAUAGAAUGCUGAAUGAAAUUUAAAAGUCCUCAACUACCUCAACAUUUCUGUCAAAUGACCUUCAUGGAUGUAUUUUGAUGUUUGUGUUUGCCUUACCUCUGUGUUAUUUAAAUAAUUUGUGAAUGUCUGUUGUAUUAUUAUAUAGUUUUAUAUUUUUUUAUGUAUUUUAUUUUUAUAUUCAGUUUUAUGUAUUUAUUCACACAUGUUUACAUUACUGUGCAGUGUGCACAGCCCAUAAAUUAGUCAGAUUUUGUAAUUUUUCAGAGUAUUUGCAUCAUGUCUGUUACACCUACAUGUAUUUCAAAACAUUUCACAUUUGCUCUGCACUUUAUAGUUUUCAUAAUGAUGCACUUACACUUAAAAACUAUAAACUGUUUCAUUAUUUAAUUUAUAUAGGGCUAAUUUCCUGGACAGGGAUUAGACUAAUCCUAGACUAAAAUAAAUGUAAAAGCUGUCCAAACUGAAAACAAUUUGCACUGACAUAUCUUUAAAUACAUCAGUGCUCUUUGUUUUGCCUUAAAAAUGCACACAUGUUGUUAUAUUUCCUAAUUUAUCUAAGGCCUAGUCCUAGUUUAAGAUAAUCCCUGUCCGGGAAAUCACCCCAUAGUCUCUUUAUUAAAGUUUUU
This is a messenger RNA of Paramisgurnus dabryanus, 1538 nucleotides long. RefSeq names its product OX-2 membrane glycoprotein-like. Gene Ontology annotation, cellular component: cell surface; axon; neuronal cell body. Gene Ontology annotation, biological process: heterotypic cell-cell adhesion; negative regulation of neuroinflammatory response. Gene Ontology annotation, molecular function: cell-cell adhesion mediator activity. The record is from RefSeq and is a predicted model, not a curated record. NCBI's taxonomy places the organism in Eukaryota, Metazoa, Chordata, Actinopteri, Cypriniformes, Cobitidae.